Gracilinanus agilis (Agile Gracile Mouse Opossum) is the source of this 555-nucleotide messenger RNA. RefSeq names its product antibacterial peptide PMAP-36-like. The record is from RefSeq and is a predicted model, not a curated record. Gene Ontology annotation, biological process: innate immune response; defense response to Gram-positive bacterium; defense response to Gram-negative bacterium. Gene Ontology annotation, cellular component: extracellular region. NCBI's taxonomy places the organism in Eukaryota, Metazoa, Chordata, Mammalia, Didelphimorphia, Didelphidae. Bases 1 to 465 code for a protein of 154 amino acids. Gene Ontology annotation, molecular function: lipopolysaccharide binding. The transcript is spliced from 4 exons.
AUGAGAAUGGAGAAGGGUUGGACCAUGCAGGUACCACUAUUGGUGCUGGGGCUGCUCAGCCUGCUGACUAUUCUUGCCUCUGCCCAGGAUCUGAGCUACCAGAAUGUGGUGACUGGAUUCAUCAAGGACUACAACAGGAGGUCAGGAUCACCAAACCUCUUUAGACUCUCUGUCCUGAAUCUGCAGCCUGGAGAAAACAAUGAUCCUGCUAUUCCUCGCCCUCUGAGCUUUACCAUCACAGAGACAGUGUGCUCCAAUACUGAAGAUCGUGAUCCAGACGAAUGUGACUUCAAGGAAAAUGGACGGGUGAAAGAAUGUUUUGGAGUCAUUGGCCUGGAUUCUACUAAUCCCCUUGUAGAUAUUUCCUGUGAUGGGCCUUCAAAGACCAAGAGACGCUCUAUUUUUGGACGCCUUAGGAAUCGUUUGAGGGGACUUGUGGAUAGAUUUCGCCGCCUAGGAAAAUGAGACAUCUAAAUGCAACUGAGCCUCAGUUUCUGCUUUAAGAAUGUGCUCUGCCUUGGUCUCCUCAGAUGAAUAAACUCCAUUUUCACUCUC